AUGGCCAGCCCUCACUACGCCUUCAACACCGUCCAUAAGCCUAUACUGGGCGGCCUUGAGCUCCAUGGGAAGGGAGGAAGCAUGGCUGUCGAUACCCCAGCUCCCUCAAGCCUCUAUCUCUGGUAUCUCAUAAUUGUUGCCACAGUUGGGCCCCUACAAUUCGGGUAUCAUUUAUCUGAAUUGAAUGCCCCAGCCGACGUCAUACGAUGCGAACAGAAGAGCUCCCCUGCCUUUGCCGCUGCCCAGCUUCCGCAAUGUAUCCCUAUGGAUGGGAACGAGUUUGCUCUUGUCCAGUCAAUAUAUACUCUGGGAGGACUUGUCGGCGCAUUGAUUGCUGGUCCAAUAGCUACCAAGUAUGGCCGUCUGCUCACGAUGCGCCUCGCUACAAUUGUCUUCAUCCUAGGUCCAGCUGCUGAGGCCUUGGCUUCAAACAUCCCUGUCAUGAGUGCUGGCCGAUUUCUUUCCGGCAUUGGCGCUGGUGCAGCGACGGUUGUCUGUCCAAUAUACAUCGCAGAGAUAUCACCACUCGAGAAGAGAGGCUUAUACGGUGCUUUCACCCAAAUCAUGGUGAAUGUAGGUAUAUUGGCAACGUUGCUGCUCGGUUACUUCCUGAGCCACGGUAACUACUGGAGGUUCAUUCUCGCCGUUGCCGGAAUGAUAGGUGCGGCAGAAUUCCUCGGACUGUUCUUUGCGCCCGAGACUCCGAAAUGGCUCGCUGAACACAAUCAGACGAAUAAGGCUCGACGAGUUUUGCAGAGAAUCCGAGGCCCAGAUGCGAAUAUUGAUGACGAGAUCAAAGACUGGAAAAUGGAUUCCCCACAAGGAGAGGAGGAAUCGUUGUUAGCUGCUCCUUCUGGCGAGUCACCUCCUCAGCAGCCCUCGAUCUCUUUCCUGGGCGCAGUGAGACAUCCCAAGUAUCGUCCUGCUGUCAUUGCAGUGAUAGCUGUUAUGGCUGCCCAGCAAUUCACGGGGAUCAACAGCAUAAUGAUGUACAGCGUGAGCAUUCUAGGUGGGCUUUUGCCAACUUCCGCGACCCUAUUAACCGUCGCCGUUUCCGGACUGAAUGUCUUCACAACUCUUGCAUGCGCGCCUUUGGCAGACAAAAUCGGCCGCAAGCCCUGUCUUCUUCUCUCCAUUGCUGGGAUGGGUAUCAGCUCAAUCCUGCUGGCCCUAGGUCUGGAAUUUGGCGUCAAAAUUCUUUCCGCCAUCGCAACACUGACCUUCGUCGCUAGUUUCGCUGUUGGCUUGGGUCCUGUCCCUUUCAUACUGGCCAGCGAGCUUGUUGGACCGGAAGCCGUUGGUGCGACUCAGAGCUGGUCUCUGGCAUCCAACUGGAUCUCGACUUUCGCUGUGGCCCAGUUCUUUCCUUUCGUCGACAAAGCGCUUGGCGAGCAUGGUAGAGCAUAUUGGGUGUUUGCAGGCAUGGCCCUGUUGCUGGGGUCGUUCAUAUGGUGGUGGGUACCCGAGACGAAUCAGAAGGCGAGCGCGGACGAGGUUUGGGGAAGGACAGAAGAUCGGCGUGUCGAUUGA
Molecule: messenger RNA, 1530 nt
Organism: Endocarpon pusillum Z07020
Lineage: Eukaryota; Fungi; Ascomycota; Eurotiomycetes; Verrucariales; Verrucariaceae
Exons: 1
Coding region: 1-1530 (509 amino acids)
Biological process (GO): monosaccharide transmembrane transport
Cellular component (GO): membrane
Molecular function (GO): hexose transmembrane transporter activity
Source: RefSeq, a predicted model, not a curated record